AUGGCGCCUAGAUGGCCGCAGGUGAACAAUGGCCCCGAACACAUCAACGAGCAUGCCACAUACCUCAGAGAAGCAUGUAACCAGUUACAGGCGGCGGAUAGAGGCAGAACCAAUCAGAUACCAUGGCCCGUAGUUCACGCCUACGUCGAAUCAACUCUGGCGCUCAUUGGCAAGGUCUUGCAGCAGCCGUCCGUGGGUGAGGUGCUCCACCAAAUCCGAGACGCGGCAAAAGAUAUCCAGACCAUUCAGAGAGACGUCACGGCCGUCAAAAGCUCUAUAGGACUAGGCACUACAUCACUCAACUCGGCAAACUUCAGUGGAGUCAAGGUCGCACGGACAACCUGGGCGCAAGUCGCGGCGCAGGCCAAAAGCUCCACGUUACCACCACCCCCAGUGCCAGUGCAACCGGGAUCACCUACCACUAAGAACUCAACCACAGUAACCGCUUACAGAGAUCGACUCGUGACAGUCAAGCUCAAAGACCAUGGCAUGGUGCAACGGUACCGCAGCCAUCCGGUUGCUUGGACCAAACAGCAAGUACAAAACUCCAUACGAGACAACAACGGCACGAGAUCAAUCAAGCUCGUCGCAGCGCACCAACUCAAGAGUGGUGAUCUGCAGAUAUUCACAAGCACGAGCGCGGAGGUCCAACAGCUCAAACAGAACACAGGAUGGUUGAAAGGCCUAGGAGAUCAUGCAGAAAUUGUCGUGCCGACCUAUGGAGUUAUCGUCCAUGGCAUUUCUACCAGUUCCAUCAAUAUCAAAGAUCAGAAGACGACCAUUCAACACAUGCUGGCAGACAACUAUACCGUGAUCCCCAACGCGAAGAUAUCGUAUGUGGGCUGGCUGACCAGAGAAGGCCCCCUCAAACGUGCAUCUUCCAUUGCCGUCGAAUUUACCACGCCAGAGAUGGCCAACGCCGUCAUAUACGCUGGCAUGGUAUGGGAGGGUCAGAUACACCAAUGCCAACUCUAUGACCGCACCUGUAGGGUGAAACAAUGCUUCCGUUGCAACCAUUAUGACCACAUCGGCGCUCAAUGUAACGCAUUCCAAACAUGUGGCUACUGUGCGGAGCUACACGAGGCCAAGCACUGUCCGCAAAAGAGAGUGGAAGGGUUCACUCCCCGCUGCACAGUGUGCAAAGGUGCUCACACAGCAUGGAGCAAUGCCUGCCCAGCAAGAAAGAAGGAAUUAGAGAGAGUGGAACCGGCGAAACAAAACCGCAGUAUCUACUGGGACGUGCCUGCCCGGAACUUUGAGACACGCCCAAGGAUGAACAACGCACGCCACAGCACCACCGCCCAGGAGACUGAUUCGUCAAGAGACUCUUCCCCGAAUCAGACUACGGCGACACAAACGACAACCCAGGUCCUGGAACAAACGAUCAGGGCUGCGGUCAUGGAAGCUGACAGAGAACCACCUUCACCCUCUGGCCCAAGAACCAAUCACUUGAUUGAAACCACCCAAGAGGCAUUACAGACAUCUACAGAAGAGACCACCACACAAGCACCUCCUGAACAUGAGGAGCGGGAGAUACUUGCUCCUAGUGCUCAGGAGGAUUGGGCGACACCAGCGACCCAACAAGACGGUACACCGCAAGCUUCGGCAUCCGUGAUCGACCCGCGACUCGGGGCACCCAAAGAGUCCAUUCCCCAUGGCCAAGUUCCGGAGGACAACCAAGCCCAGCAAUCGGUAUACCCGCUAGAUGGGAUAGAGGGGAAUCUUACCAUGCCGGAAACAGAUACCUGGUGGGAUGAGAUCUUCGACGAUGAAGAGAACACGUGGAUGCCCGAUACGGUCCAGGAUGAGUCGUCACCAGCCACAUCUGUAGCCAACGAACCGCACUCAACGACAGGAAAGAUUUUCAAGGGGUGUAAGUGUCCUGAACACCAACGCAUUUAUGACGACUGGCCGACGCACGAUGCUGAGCUCACUAUCGCAAAAUGUAUGACAAUAUGCGUGUACUGUGGGAUGGACUGCCACAGACCACCGUCAUUACGCAUGCAUUUGAAGAGGGACAAACACGCCCGAAACAAUAUAAGCGUCGUACGGGAAACAAUGGGAAAGGGGAGCUCCACUACUCCCUCUUGGACAUUCAAACCGCGCAAAGAAAACACCCAUCAUGGUCGAAGUACCCGGAGCCAGACAACCACAAAUAGUGCCGACGCCAGAAUCCAGCUAUGGUAG
Messenger RNA from Exophiala oligosperma, 2187 nucleotides. RefSeq lists its product as uncharacterized. The record is from RefSeq and is a predicted model, not a curated record. The transcript has a single exon. The coding region runs from base 1 to 2187 and encodes 728 amino acids. NCBI's taxonomy places the organism in Eukaryota, Fungi, Ascomycota, Eurotiomycetes, Chaetothyriales, Herpotrichiellaceae.